Messenger RNA from Magallana angulata, 3108 nucleotides. RefSeq lists its product as uncharacterized. The record is from RefSeq and is a predicted model, not a curated record. Bases 59 to 2473 code for a protein of 804 amino acids. NCBI's taxonomy places the organism in Eukaryota, Metazoa, Mollusca, Bivalvia, Ostreida, Ostreidae. The transcript is spliced from 4 exons.
UACUACUUCGAGACUUACGAACUGUUUUUAUUUUUGUACCUAAACUAGAGAAACAACCAUGACUAACUAUCAGAAUAUUGUCUUCGGAGUGGACCUUGUGAAAGCCGCCCAAGAUGAAUACGACUUUCUGCUCAAGGUUGAUGGCUUAGAAUACCUUCGAAACGAUGCAGUUCUUCAGUAUGCCAUUCACCGCUACGAGAACCUUUGGCUUCCUCUAGUCGCAUCUCAAAACGACGAAUAUAUCUUGCCAGAAUGCUUAGAGCCUCCAGUUGAUAUAGCUUGGGUGUGGCAUUGCCACAUGCUAUCACCACAUAACUACGCCUCGUAUUGUAAGUCGUUAUUUGGAAAAGUGCUCGAUCAUUCUGUUUCUAAAUCCAAAGCUGCUUACGACUUAACAAAGUCUACUUGGGCACGUCAUUAUCCCAAUGAACCAUUCGAAUUAUGCCAGGACAUCGUGUAUGGAAAAUGUCCCACUGUUCCACCUUAUCCAAGUAAAAGCGACUCGUUCGAUCUUCUGGCAGCCAUUCAUCGGCAACAAGACUUUGUCUAUAACAUUCAUCUGCCUCAUUAUAGAAACAUGAUGUUUCUUGAAGCGGGAUUGACAAGAUACAAACAGUAUCUUUUUUUGAAGAAAAAACAUCCGACAGUAUUUGUUGUACCCUGCUACGAUAUUGAUUUGAUCUGGCACACCCAUCAACUCCAUCCAAUUGAUUACGAACGAGUCACAAAGUCGUUGCUUGGUUGGCUGCUCAUUCAUGACGAUACAGAUAGCGAUAGAAACCCAGGAUCUAAGCUUUCCAAUGCUUAUGAAGAAACAAGAAAACUUUGGCAAGAGGAGUAUAAUGAAUCAUUUAUCAAAUCAGGUGCCAUGUACCGUGGAGAUUCUCCAAAAGGUAGACUCUACCUUCUCACUAAACAAGACAUUGAAGGAUUCUCAGGCAGAAAGGCAGAAGCAGUUAUUGAAAAUAUUUCUAUAUCUUUGCCUAAUCCAGUUGGCAACAAAAAUAUUAAACUUAAAAUAUUGAAAAACAAUUGGUCAAAGGGACUUCAACGUAUUCAAAAAUUAACAGGCAAAAUGGGGAACAUGACCUGGAAUAAUCUCAGUAAUGUACAAUUUUCAUAUGGACCUUCAGAUGCUACGCUUGUUUUUGAGCUAGCUACAAGACAUAACUUUUUUGGUGGAGGAUCCAAAGCAAUUGGUGGUUUUCAAGAACGGUUUGGGUUUUAUUUGCAGAACCCCGAGCGUAGUAAUGGCGGCUAUUUCAAAUUUGAAAGGGAAAUGCAAAUGUUAAGCACUGCAUCGGCAGCCAAAUGUAUCGUUGAUGGGAGAUUUGGAUGCCCGUCUCUUGCUGACAUCGUUUUACUUUUGGAACCAGGUACCUAUGAAGAGGCUAACAUGCCAACAAAUGUAGAUCAAUUAUGGGGUCCUGUUCCUUUGCCGAAAUCUGAUGCCGAAAACAUCUGCCAAGUUGCUUCGCAUAGAUUGCAAAACCCGAAUGGAAAUAUCGUUUUUACUUGCCGGAUAAUACACAGUGUUAAGACGAUGACAUCAGUUGUGCAUGUUUUCUUCCACGACAAAUUGGCAGCAGUUGCACAUGUUAUUGGAACUGACCAGCUACCAAUUGAAACACAGACAUCUGAAAAUAUAUCCCUCAAUCCAGGUGCUGGGGAAAGAGCAGUCCUUAUAAAAACUGGAGAAGGUGAUUCUAUGAUACUUAUAGGAAAAUGGACAGGAUUUGUCCGGGGAGUUGCUGGGACACGAGGUAAGCAAGGAAUCCCUGGUAACCCCGGUCAUUUGGAAGUUAGAGUAUACCGAAUUGAUGCGAAAAGUGCUCCAACUGGAGAAAAAAUUUAUCUUUCUCAAUAUCAACCUCUAGAAUAUGAAGGUCUAACACUAGACUUGAAUAGAGGUACAAUAACCUGCAGUGGAUUGAAAUCGGAUAAAAUUCUUGAAUAUGUGACCCUUUCAUUUUCUGUCGCUUUGCUACAUGUGCUAUGCGUUCCUCGCCCAACAAAAUGGAAACCGGGAGAGUCUCUUAAACCGAAAUUGGCAAAAAGAGGUAGACGAAGAGUGGAAAGGUUUCCAGAUGAAGAUAUGUCCUUCAUGAUGGCUGCAGGAUUGUUGUACUUGACGCCCUCUAAUCACUAUAUAUAUCACAAUUACGGUGCAAACGUCAGUGCAGGAUGUGCUUCCGGAGGGAUUGUGUCUGAUUCUUGUGGCGUUGGCUUCGAUCAAAGCCAAUGUGUCAUCAAUUCCGAUGGAGGAGAUUUUGGUGGCGGAGGUGGUGGAGACAUCGGGGGUGGCGACGGUGGGGGUGGAUGUGGCGGAUGCGGUGGUUGUGGAGGCGGUUGUGGUGGCGGAGGAGGCUGCGGGGGUGAUGGUGGAGGCGGAGGAUGUGGGGGUGGUGGAGGCUGUGGAGGUGGUGGUGGAUGUGGGGGUGGAUGUGGUGGUGGUGGCGGAUGUGGUGGUUGAGCAGGUUGUCAAUCUAAGAUAGUAAUUACAAGUCUUUAAUGUUGUUGAAAAGAUUUUUUAGGCGUUUGAUUAAAACAUGACAUGACUGUUGUCAUAUAAGAGCUUUUUGUGUUGAAAGUACGGAACAUGUCACUAAAUUAUUGCAUAUAUUCUAACAUUGUUUAUUUUGCUGUCUUAUGUUUGUAUAAUGUAUGUUGUCUUUUCUACGAAUCAUGAACAUAACGGAUAAUCAAUGCAAUCAAUUUUGUAUUUAUAUGUAAAGUGUGAUGUCUUAUAAUUUAUAUUUACAAUAUAUUACAAAGCUUUAUUUAACUCAUACCAGAUGCCAGAUUAUUUGCGACGAGGUGGCAGGAGGGUCAUGCAAUCCUUUUUACCAAAUCAAUCUCCAUUGAGGCGUAUAAAUAUAAAAGUGCAUCUAUUUGAUUUUCCUAAAAUUUUGGGCGAUAUAUAUUUUAUAUAUAUUAAGACCGGUUUAUGUUUGUUUCAUCAUAUAUUUAUAACUGUGUACCGCUUGUAAUCCUAUCAUUUCAGUUCUCCAUUAUCUAUUCUUUCAGUUUUGCAAAGAACUUUAUUCAUAAGACAUUGCAGCAGAAUGAAACAAUUAUCUUAUAAGAAUAAACUCUUCUUUAUCAGUA